AUGCUAACGCAUGAGACCGGUACCGGCGCAGAGCGGAUGAAGGACACCGGGCGGGUAGCGCAUGAUCCCCAUCAUGAGCACGAGGAUGAGGAUGCCUCUGAUCGCUCGGACGAGCAUCAUGCGCAAUUACACGAGGAUAUAGGGGAGGGCGAAGGGAGUGUAGAGAAGACGGCAGACGCGGAGGCUCAAGAAGAGGGACAACCGGGACGGCGGAAGAAGCUGGAAUUGCAAGACCAGACGAAUCUGCUGCCUGCGCGGCAGGUGAUUGUUGUUUUUGCGGGUCUGAGUAUGGCUCUGUUCUGCUCGCUACUGGAUCAGACCAUCGUUGUUACUGCUCUGCCCACCUUGGGACAGGCUUUCGGUCGCGCAGACAUAGUGUCUUGGGUCGGGACUUCCUACCUCUUAACAUCGACUGCGAUGCAACCACUGUACGGGCGUCUAUCGGACAUAUUCGGCCGGAAAGGAUCGCUCUUGUCGGCCUGCGUGAUCUUCUUCCUUGGGUCGCUGGGCUGCUCGGUAUCGGCCAACAUGAUCCAGCUCAUUUGCUUUCGGGCGAUUCAGGGAGUAGGAGGAGGCGGAAUCUUGACCCUCAGCAUGAUUAUAGUAUCGGACAUAGUGACGCUGAAAGAGAGGGGGAAGUAUCAAGGGAUCAUAGGAAUGGUGAUAGCCACGGCGAACAGCAUUGGGCCAUUGAUAGGAGGACUUCUCACUGAGAAAGCGACCUGGCGCUGGUCCUUCUGGAUCUCCCUCCCUCUGACAGCCGCCGCUUUCCUCGUCAUCCUCUUCCUCCUUCCCCUCAAGUCCGUCCGAGGGGAUACAAUGACCAAGCUGCGCGCCAUCGACUGGGCAGGCAGUAUCCUCACACUCGCCUGGGCCGUCCUCUUCCUCAUCGGCCUCUCCUGGGCCGGGACCCAAUACUCCUGGUCCUCUCCCGCUGUUCUCGUCCCCAUCAUCCUCGGACUCGCCCUCCUCGGUCUCUUCCUCUGGGUCGAAACCCACGUCGCUCUCCCCGUGAUCCCCUUGUACAUCUUCAAGUCACCUACCGUCUCCGCCUCAAUGGCAUCGACCUUCUUCUCCGGUCUCGCCUUCUUCUGCACCCUGUACUACCUCCCGACGUACCUCCAGAUCGUACAUGGCGCCUCGCCGAUCCGGUCCGGUAUCCUCACACUCCCGCUCGCCGCCACACAGACCAUCACUGCAUUCAUCGCCGGGUACGUCACCAGCCGGACCGGAGAUUACUACUAUAGUCUGGUGUCGGGCUUUGCCAUCUGGACGGUCGGUAUCGGACUUUUGACGACCCUGUCGACUACCACAUCCGAGGCGAUGUUUGUGGGGUAUCAGAUCGUAGUGGCGAUCGGCGCGGGACAGACAUUUCAGACCAGUCUACUUGCUAUUCAAGCGGCCGUCGAGCGGAAAGACAUGGCCGCUGCCACGGGAACGAGAAAUUUCAUGCGGAUGUUGGGUGGAACGGUUGGUCUUGCUGCGUGCGGAUCGAUCGUGAACAAUCUGGUCCGAUCAGAUCUGAGUCGCGCCGGGGUGAGCGAGUCACUGGUGCAGCGUAUCUUGAAGGAUCCCACUCCCAAGGGCGGCUGGACUGGCGAGCUGGACAUCAACAUCGUCAAGCAGUCAUACGUAGGAGGAGCUGAUCAGACAGCACACGGCAUAAGAGGAGUCUUUUACCUCCUACUCCCCCUCACAGCUAUCUCGUGCUUCAUCGUCCUCAUCUUUGUCAAAAAGAUCUCGCUCAAGCGGGACGAUGAUGCAAAGCGGAAAGAGGAGGGCAAGGAAUGGUUGGAGAGUAGACGGAACAAGAAAGGCAAGAAGGGUCCGGUGGAUGCGGGCGUGGUAGAGCAGGGACGACAUGGGGAUGGUGAGACAGAGGCGGCGUCAGCCGGGCUCGGUGAGAAGAUAAAGGAGGAAGUCAAGAAAGAGGAGAGAGCGCUAGGAGCGGCUGCGGAGGUGAUGGACGAAGCAGCAGGAGUGACGCCAAUCAGCCAUGGAGGGGAAGUAGACCGUAGAAUGUAG
Dioszegia hungarica is the source of this 2025-nucleotide messenger RNA. Its product is annotated as major facilitator superfamily domain-containing protein. Gene Ontology annotation, biological process: transmembrane transport. Gene Ontology annotation, molecular function: transmembrane transporter activity. The transcript has 7 exons. NCBI's taxonomy places the organism in Eukaryota, Fungi, Basidiomycota, Tremellomycetes, Tremellales, Bulleribasidiaceae. The record is from RefSeq and is a predicted model, not a curated record. Bases 1 to 2025 code for a protein of 674 amino acids.